Molecule: messenger RNA, 630 nt
Organism: Penicillium expansum
Lineage: Eukaryota; Fungi; Ascomycota; Eurotiomycetes; Eurotiales; Aspergillaceae
Exons: 1
Coding region: 1-630 (209 amino acids)
Source: RefSeq, a predicted model, not a curated record
AUGCGCUCAUCUUGGUUCCUCCUCUCUGCCCUAGCAGCUCUAGGCGCAGCCGACGAGCCCAGCAAAACAACCAUCAGCUAUUUUGGAGUCGACAAUGACUCCGGCGCCAACCUUGGCGCCUACUCCAGCACCGCAGCCCGAGUUGUUGGCAUCAACAAGUAUGCCACAACCUACGAGAUCGCCUGCAUCAGCGGCGCAGCCAAAUGCGCAUUGCACCAUCCCGCAACCCUAAUCCAGGGCGAUGCCACUUACAGCGUCUCUCUCGAAGCAACUGUGGUUACCAGCGGUGCUACGGCCCACGCAACCGCCGUUGAGUCAUGCACUUUCACCCAUAAGUCUGAAUCUGCUGUCUGCUCUUGGAGUCUUGCAUACACCGGCAUGCAGGGUGAUGUCACUAUUUCCGAUUCUGCCUCUAGCACGCAGUCGAUCCCGGCGUCUUUGGUUACCUACAAGCCUCUUACUAUCACCGAUGGCGUCUAUGCUUUGACGGCUGAUGCCACGGGUUCGACUUCGGCGGUCAAGAUCACUCCUACUGCUUCUACUGGUGGUGUUGCGGCUGCUGCGAAGCCCUUGAUUACUGCUGCGCCGUUGGGUGCGGCUGCUGCUCUUGCUUUUGCGGCUAUGAUCUAG